AUGGCCCCCACCACUAGCUCAUCCAGCACCGCCGCUGCCGCUGGUGGUGGUGUUACGAGUGACGAAGUUUCUGAUCGCACAACCCCCUCCCUUUCCGACUCAGGUGAACUCACCCACGACGAGGAACAAGAUAUGGCCAACUGUUUGAUUCUACUUGCUAAAGGCCAAAGACAAAGGAUGCCAUUGCCACCUCCACCACCGCCGCCGGCUGCGGCGGCGAUGGAUGUAUACCAGUGCAAAACGUGCGACAAGAGUUUCUCUUCGUUCCAAGCGCUGGGCGGUCACCGGGCGAGCCACAAGAAACCCAGUAGUAAGCCAAUUACAAUUACAGCGGUGGAUGAAUAUUAUCAGAGAUCAAUUCAAAUCUCCGAUAAUAAUAAUAAUAAUAAUAAUAACAGCAACAUUUAUCUUGGCAACCAAACGAGGCCUAAGAGUACUGCUACUACUAGGAGGGUUCACGAGUGCUCUUUGUGUGGGGCGGAGUUCGCCUCCGGCCAGGCCUUGGGCGGCCACAUGCGGCGCCACAGACCAAUUCCGGCGGCGUCAAUUAGCGGCAGCGGGCAUGGUGAUCAGCAUCCAGAAGUGAAGAGGCAGAGGAAUAUGUUGUUGUCCUUAGACCUUAAUCUCCCAGCUGCACCGGAAGAAGAGCAACCGGCGGCGGCGGUGGCGGCGGAAUCAAAGUUUCCUUUUGCACCCAAAGAACAAGUUAUUGUCUUCUCCGCCACUCCUUUGGUUGAUUGCCAUUAUUGAUUUAGUUAGUUUUCUUUCUUUCUUUCUUUUUU
Messenger RNA from Erythranthe guttata (spotted monkey flower), 782 nucleotides. RefSeq names its product zinc finger protein ZAT5. The record is from RefSeq and is a predicted model, not a curated record. Lineage: Eukaryota; Viridiplantae; Streptophyta; Magnoliopsida; Lamiales; Phrymaceae.